UCCAGAAUACACUGGACAACCCGAGUGUCCUCAACUUCUCACAGGACGUGCCUUCCAGCCCUUUUAUCAGCUUUGUUUCCCUCCUCUGGAUGCUUUCAAGUACCUUGACACCUUUCUUAUAUUGUGGAGCCCAGAACUGCACACUGUACUCAAGUGUGACACCAGCUGCUGCAGCGCCAGCGGGAGGGAGCAGCUUGUCAUCCCACCUCUGCCCAGCCCUUCAGAGCACAGGGAGAGCAUGGCCACAGUGUUGGAUAAGCGCUGCCCAAUCUGUCUAGACACGUGGAGUGAUGCUGGCUAUGUACUGCCGUGUCUCCACCAGUUUUGUUUUGAAUGCAUCCAGCGCUGGGCAGAGAGGAAGCCCAAGUGCCCCCUUUGCAAGGGGAGAGUGACCUCCAUUGUGCACUCAGUGCAGGCGGACAAUGACUUUAAAGAACUGACCAUCAGACCACCUGUGGAGGCCUCGGUCACUAUCAACCGUGGAAGAAGAGCUCCUGGAGGCCCAGCCACACACAGCCCCCCUCGCCCUGUAACAUCCCAGCUACUGACUGUGGGGCUGGUGUCCGAUGCUCCUCUGGGUGGCAUCCACCCCCUUCUGUGGGCAUCCAUCUUCCGAGACUACCCAGCUUUGCUUCAGUCCCUGCUGCCCUGGCUGCACCGUGAACUUCAGCGGCUUCUUGGUGUUGAGAAUUUCGAAGCAGAUGUGGUGGAGGACCUCAUUAUGUCCAGCCUGGGCAUCUUUGGGCUGCAAGAAGAUGCUUUAGUCCAAUGGCUGCAGUUCUACCUGCGAAGCCACACAGUAGUAUUUGUUCAGCAGCUCAUUGAGUUCACUGUACAUCAAUGUGGUUGGGAGGCACAUUGUCUGCUGAGCCUAGAUGACUCUGAUGCUGCCAUGGGGCUGGAAGACAGCCCUGAAACUUCCCCUGGGCCCUCUGUGUCCUUGGGAGAGUCUUCCACUCCUGCCCUGUCCUCCUCCAGAGCCAACACAGAGGAGCUCCCUAGAUCUUCCACUGCUGCUCCUCGUGGGGGUCUCAGCCACCCAUCUUCUGUCCCUUUUCCCAUUCUUGGGGACAGAGUGCCCCGGGAAGAGCCAGAGGAGGCUGUAGCUGGUCAUUCUGCUGGUCAACAGGGCAGAGGCCGCUCACACAGGGGGGGGCAACGAGCUCCUGGAAGGAGGGCCUCUGCCUCCUACAAAUCUCUGUUGCCCCCCUAGAGGUCACUGCACCAGUGACACUGGGGCAGUGACCCAGGAGCAGGCAAACCAGGGCCGGUCCAGCUGCUGGGGCAAACACCAGCCCCCCAGGGGUACCUGGGGGCUCUCAGUAGUAGUAUGAAUCUAAUUAUCAGACACUGAAAAAAUAAAGGCAAGAAAACUGCAGGAAAAGUCACUGCAUUGCUAACAAUGUCUUGAUGUUGCUAUCCCCACCACUGCUGCUUUCUUCUACUUUCCUACUGCUUCCUUGUGUGCCUUAUGGUUCUAAAGGUCAAUGGGGUAGAUGUGCUGGGAGAGGAGCAUUGCUUUUGAAUCUCUAGUGAUGGAGAUAACCACAGCCUCUCCAAGCAAAGUAUGUUAGUUGCAUGCUCAGUUAAGAAGAGAUUCCUCUUCAGACAGAAUCUCUUGUGUUUCACCUUGUGCUCCUUGUCUCUCGUCCAGGUGCUGGGCACCACUAAAAAGAGCCAUGUUAUCACAUUAACUUAAGUAUUCUGGUGGAGAGCCUCAACUCAGUCACCAAGACAGGAACCUGUCAAAAAAUUAUGAUUCAAGAGAGUUUCUGACAAAUUGUAUGGACAGCGCUGGAAGAAAACCAGUUUUACAGCCCACAGUUGCUGAGAUUCCCAAAACUACAUGAAUGUCACUGAAUGCCUGCUUAUCUUACAUCCAUUGUGUCCAAAACUGUUUUGGUGAGAAAUACCAUCUUUGGAGCUGAAAAAGGUCUUCCUCCAGUUCACUUACUUUUUUCAUUCCCCACAAGUGGUACUCUCUCUUGAAACGCAGGGACUGCAAUGAGUCGGCAUUUUCACAGUCAGAGAACACGGAAUGGCUGAGGUUGGAAGGGAUCCCUGGAAACCAUCUAGCCCAAACCCCUGCUCAAGCAGGCCACCUAUAGCAGGUUACCCAGGACCACAUCCAAACAGUUUUUGAAUAUCUCUAAGGAGGGAGGCUCCACCACCUCUCUGGGCAACCUGUGUCAGUGCUCAGUCACCUGCUGCAGCGUGGAGAUCUGCUCCA
Messenger RNA from Cygnus olor (mute swan), 2230 nucleotides. Its product is annotated as E3 ubiquitin-protein ligase Topors-like. The transcript has 3 exons. NCBI's taxonomy places the organism in Eukaryota, Metazoa, Chordata, Aves, Anseriformes, Anatidae. Bases 239 to 1213 code for a protein of 324 amino acids. The record is from RefSeq and is a predicted model, not a curated record. Gene Ontology annotation, molecular function: ubiquitin protein ligase activity; metal ion binding. Gene Ontology annotation, biological process: protein monoubiquitination; protein polyubiquitination.